GGCCUCCUGGAGAGGAAUGUCCAGAAGCGUUUGGUCGACCCCGAGGUGCUGAAGAAGCACCCCUACUUCGCCAGCAUCGAUUGGGAGAAGCUCAACAGACUCGAGAUCACCCCUCCCUUCGUGCCAGCGGUCAAGGGCGACGACGACACGAGCCAGAUCGAUCCGACCUUCACCAGGCAAAAGCCAGCGCUGUCGAUCGCCGGCGAGGAUGUGCUCAGCAAGACGGCCCAGCAGCAGUUCAUGAACUUUACGUGGGUCGCCGACUCCGAGCUAUCUCUCGACAAAGACUAA
Acanthamoeba castellanii str. Neff is the source of this 291-nucleotide messenger RNA. RefSeq names its product rac-alpha serine/threonine kinase family protein. The record is from RefSeq and is a predicted model, not a curated record. The annotation marks the transcript as partial. The transcript is spliced from 2 exons. Gene Ontology annotation, molecular function: ATP binding; protein serine/threonine kinase activity. Gene Ontology annotation, biological process: protein phosphorylation. NCBI's taxonomy places the organism in Eukaryota, Discosea, Longamoebia, Acanthamoebidae.